Rhopilema esculentum is the source of this 2696-nucleotide messenger RNA. Its product is annotated as protein wntless homolog. Gene Ontology annotation, biological process: Wnt protein secretion; intracellular protein transport; Wnt signaling pathway. The record is from RefSeq and is a predicted model, not a curated record. Gene Ontology annotation, molecular function: Wnt-protein binding. Gene Ontology annotation, cellular component: endomembrane system; organelle membrane. NCBI's taxonomy places the organism in Eukaryota, Metazoa, Cnidaria, Scyphozoa, Rhizostomeae, Rhizostomatidae.
UCCUUCUUGAACUGAACAGUUUGAAGCAAUAUAUUGCUUAUUAUACACAUUUCUCUGUUGGCUCAAAGAAAUAGUGAUCGAUCAUCAAUCUAAUAAAAAGUAAUUUUUAAAGAUUGUGCAGUGUCUGUGUCUCUAAACGUGUCUCUAAAGCAUGGCCCCGAUUUCUAGAAAUUUCUAGAUGUCUGUUAAGGAGAAAAUUUAUCCAUGUAGUCUGCUUUGGAAUAUUCUGAUUUUGGUCAUAUAUGUGCUUUCCAAAAGGGUUUUUAUGAACGGGAUCCAGUGACUCACUUGCAAUACCAUGCGCCACAAACAUUCAAUCAAUGGUGUUUUGUCCUUCAAGUUGACAAAUUCCCCGCCUUUUCCUCUUAUUUGCCGAAAGGAUAUCUCUUCGAAGUCGGGUAACAAUCACAUUUUGUCCCAAGCACCAAUCAGCGUGUCUAAUAUUGUUCCUGAAACCCUUCAGUGAAUCGACAACAGGAAGUCGGCAUUCUGUGAAGAUAAAAGUUUGUCUGAAUCGAGUUAAACCUCCAAUGCUCAAUCUUUGACCAAAAGAUACAUUGGCCUAUUUGGUUGGCGAGGGAAAGAAGAGACUAGCAUCGAAAUGGCUGGUGUGUUGCUUGAGUCGCUCACAAGAAAACAGCUUAUAAUUUUUACCGGUGUUGCGUUGGCUUCAGUCGUUAUAUUUUUUGUUCUUGGAGGCACUAAAGUAUCGACACCUGCUACUGCAUUACUGCACAUUGCAACUCCAUGUAACUCCAAGGGAAAGCCAUGGGGUGAAGCAUGGUAUCGGAGAACAUAUACAGAUGGCAGCAAAGAGGUGAAGGAUGCCAAUGCUCCAUGUGAAGAGGUGACAAUUGGCAAGAUCAAUAGCAAGAUAGGCAUCAGUGAUGUCGUUUUCAGUGUUCAUAUGCCUCAUCCUGGUCUUGAAUUCAGCCCCUAUCAACAAUUUGUGGUUGUUUCAAUGAACACAGAAAUAGAUAUGGAGUUUGACGCAAAAGUUGGUCCUGAAGUAUUCAACCGUACUAAAGAAUGUACCAUUUACUACAAAGCAAAAGUUGGAUACAAGGAUAAAUUAUCAGACAAAUGGACACUGUAUAAACAAACUGACAAUGAAAAAAGACCCCUGAAAUGUCUGCUUACUCAGUAUCGCACAGAGGGUGACAAAAUGGAGGGCUAUUACACUUGUGAGGACAUGCAUUUCCUGGAAAUUGGCAGCAUACAACAUCCGUAUUAUUUAAUAAACAUGCAGCUGAAACCAACUACCCGGUGCUUUGGUGUUUUGAAGGGACUGCAUUUUGUUGAAAUUCACCAGAAUGGAUCAUACACAAGGGCCUGGUUCAUAGCAAAAACAGUUCUGACUCCGUUUCUCAUAGCAGCAUUAAUAUUUUUCUUCCGCCGCAUCAAGGCCCAGCCACGGGCACCGAUCCUACUGGAGAAAUUGACAGCUGGGUUGGGGUUGUCCCUUCUCUUCUUAGUUUUACCCAUUGAAUGGCUUACAAUCGCAUUUGAUAUGCCGUACAUGUUGCUACUAUCAGAUUUGCGCCAAGGCCAGUUCUAUGCCUUCCUUCUAUCCUUCUGGUGCAUUUUCGUCGGGGAGCAUAUUUUAGAUCAACAGAAGCGUGGAACUUGGCGGAAUUAUAAAUGGCAGCUAGUUUUUGUCAUUCUCGCUUGUCUUGCUCUCCUGAUCUUUGAUUUGAUCGAAAGGGGAGUUCAGCUGCAUAACCCUUUCCAUACUAUUUGGAAGAAAGAUAAUGGCGAAACUGCUGCUAAAGGCUUCAUCAUUGUCGCUGCCAUAUCUUCAAUUCUUUUUGUUUUAUUCUUCUUUGGUUUGGUGAUCAAAGUUUUUCGACACAUGAGCGUCAAGGGCAACGCGCUUCCAGUUAUGCAAGAAGCACGGAGGAUAUACUAUCAGGGGGUGAUAUACCGAUUCCGUGCUCUCGUGACAAUUACUCUGAUGUGUGUAAUCAUGACCGUUUUGUGCUUCGUUUUGGAUCAAGUAAAUGAAGGCCAUUGGAAAUUCAUUGAGGACAACCCGGUCAAUGACGUCGUUCAAGUAUCUAGCGCACUGCACUUUGGGACAUUUGGAAUGUGGAACGUCUAUGUCAUAUCAGUGUUGAUUCUCUAUUCUCCAAAUGAAGCCACCGAUUCAUCUACAGUACGAUACAGAGCUGCCAAUGCGGAGCAACGAGAACAUUUGACAAUAGAUGAUCCUUCAGAGGACAGUCUCAACGAUGCUUCAGUUUCAACUGUGUACCAGUUAUCUGGCCAGCACAUUAAAGAGUAGAGGGUGCCUUUGAAUGUUCAACUUCAUGUUGGUUAUGAAACGACAGAAGCAAAACCGCAGCCCAUACUUCAGUUGCAAAAUGCAAAAAAAUAAUAUUUUGUAGUUUUUCAAUAUUUUAAACGCAGUGACGAAUUUUUUUCUAAACAAACCGUAUACACAACAGAAUCACUAAUGGUACCGUUGAAAAAUGUUGGUCAUACCCAGUAUAUUUAUAUCAUGUAGCUUAAGCAUUCGUGCUUCGAUACUGGUGUAUCAUACCUUAGAAUUUGUCAAUUUCUUUAGCACGAAGAUUCGAUAUGUUCAUUCUGAAUUACGAAUGUAUCCAAUGUCGUCUUUUAAGCUUUUGUAUGCAAUUAUUAUUUGCAAUUCUUUCUUAUAUUUUAUAUGAUAUGAAAUUAUUCCCGUAACUCUG